AUGACAGACUGGAAUUCGCGUCUUUCUACCAUUUUAAAGGAUUACAAUCCCAAAGAUAUAUUUAACGCAGAUGAGACAGGAAUGUUCUAUCGUCUGCAGCCAGAUAAGAUCCUUGAGUUCAAAUCCAAAGACUGUCACGGGGGCAAACAAAGCGAGGAACGCUUGACUGCUAUGGUGUGUGCUGACAUGUCUGGGACUGAAAAACUACCAAUGUUUGUGAUUGGAAAGUCUGCUCAGCCGCGCUGUUUCAAAAACGUGAAAUCACUCCCAACUACGUAUAAAGAUAACAAAAAAAGCAUGGAUGACUUCCGAAAUUUUCACAGAAUGGGUACUCAAGUUAGACUCGGAUAUGACUCGAAACCAGAGAUCAGUCGUGUUAAUUGUGGACAACUGUCCAGCGCAUCCAAAGAUUAA
Mercenaria mercenaria is the source of this 414-nucleotide messenger RNA. Its product is annotated as tigger transposable element-derived protein 6-like. Gene Ontology annotation, molecular function: DNA binding. Bases 1 to 414 code for a protein of 137 amino acids. The transcript has a single exon. Gene Ontology annotation, cellular component: nucleus. The record is from RefSeq and is a predicted model, not a curated record. Lineage: Eukaryota; Metazoa; Mollusca; Bivalvia; Venerida; Veneridae.